This is a messenger RNA of Scylla paramamosain (green mud crab), 1242 nucleotides long. RefSeq lists its product as uncharacterized. The coding region runs from base 1 to 1242 and encodes 413 amino acids. The record is from RefSeq and is a predicted model, not a curated record. Gene Ontology annotation, biological process: DNA replication, removal of RNA primer. The transcript has a single exon. NCBI's taxonomy places the organism in Eukaryota, Metazoa, Arthropoda, Malacostraca, Decapoda, Portunidae. Gene Ontology annotation, molecular function: RNA-DNA hybrid ribonuclease activity; nucleic acid binding.
AUGCGCCUCAUGGUUGGAGCACCAAAAUGGACAAGGAUUUGCACUCUCCAAGUUGAAACCAACAUCCCUCCUCUGGCAACAAGACUGAAAGCCGUCAGCACCGCCCACCUCGGCAAGCUCCUCAGACAAGAGACCACGUCAGCGAAGACAGAGAGCAUCAGGCAAGCCCUCGCCCAGGACAGGGACCUGUUCACUAAGAAGACAUGGGCCUCCACAGCAGCGGACAGCAUCAAGACACUACACGUCCAACACUUUUUCACUCAGUUCAAAGCAGACACACCACACGAAGAUUACACCCCACCACCGCCAUGGACACCACAUGUUCCCCAUACGUCAGCUCUCAAACCACCGACAGCCAAGGCCAAGCUCAGCAGUGCGGAGCUCUCAGCACUAGCCGAAGAAGCCUUGCAGUCAGCACCCUCCAGAGACGCUGAUGUAUACUAUACAGACGGCUCAGUUGACCGCGAGACCAACACCGCAGCUUCUGCUUUCCUCCAUGAGGAGGAAACAGCUCUCUUCCGGCUUCCUGACGGGUCGUCUACUCUGCAGACUGAGCUCCUGGCUAUACUUAAAGCGCUCCAACACUCUGAACCAAGACAGAAGCCAGUCACCAUCCACACGGACUCCCUGGGCUGCAUCCAGGCACUGACAAGAGGGACACCAAGAGAUAAUGUGGGCCUGAUCACUGCCAUUCUGGUCACGGCCAGACGCGUCCAGGCAAACGGCAGGGCCGUGCAUAUCAAUUGGGUCCCAAGUCACACAGGCAUCCCAGGGAACGAGAAGGCCGACACAGCAGCAAAAAACGCCCUAAGUCUUCCCAAUGUCACUGCAAAAAUACCGCCAAGUCUCUCCAGCCUGAAGAACAACAUUAAAGCGGUGACUCGCCAGGAAGCUCGGGACAACAUGAGACAAUGGGCCAGUGCGGGAUCACCAAGUGCUUACUGGUACCUACAGGCAUUACAAAAUCCCGACCCACUUCCACGAAACCUGGAGAGGGAAUCCAGAGUGAACCUACACAGACUCCGUCUAGGUUACAAAUGCUUCAAUGAGUUACAAAACACCUAUGACACUUGUCCACACUGCCACACACAGACCAUGUCCCCACUCGUACACUACAUUGAAGAUUGUCCAGCAACAGGGACACUGCUCAACAGAAAUAUUGGCACCGCUCCAGAUAUACUGAGACAUACACCACAAGACACACUCAUAGAGCUAGUACGGACGUACCCUCCACCUCGUUAA